AUGGGCAGCGCUACCAUGUUACGAACUUCCGUGGAUGUUUCGUGCAUGCGUCUGUUGGUGAUCGAGGACAACCGCCAGCUGGUGGCCAACCUGUUCGACUAUUUCGAGUCGCGCGGGCAUGUGCUGGACGUGGCCCCGGAUGGCAUCACCGGCCUGCACCUGGCCGGCAGCCACCCCUACGAUGCGGUGAUCCUGGACUGGAUGCUGCCGCGCAUGGAGGGGCCGGAGGUGCUGCGCCGCCUGCGCGCCGAGCACGCCUCGGAGGUGCCGGUGAUCAUGCUGACCGCACGUGACGAGCUACCGGACAAGAUCGCCGGCUUCCGCGCCGGUGCCGACGACUACCUGACCAAGCCGUUCGCCCUUCCCGAGCUGGAGGUGCGGCUGGAGGCGCUGCUGCUGCGUGCGCAGGGCCGCAAUCCGCGCAAGCGGCUGCAGGUGGGCGACCUGGUGCUGGACCUGGCCACCCUGGAGGCGCAGCGCGGCAGCCAGGUACUGCAUCUGUACCCGGCCUGCCGCAAGCUGCUGGAAGUACUGAUGCGUGCCAGCCCCGGUGCGGUCACCCGCCAGCAGCUGGAAUUCGCUUUAUGGGGUGACGAGCCACCGGAUGGAGACCUGUUGCGUUCGCAUGUCUACGAACUGCGCCGCAGCGUCGAUGGCCCGUUCGCUGACAAGCUGAUCCACACCCUGCCGCGGGUCGGCUACCGGCUGGCCGUGACUUCGGCCAACGAUCCGGCCAGGGAAGACGAUGAAGGCGCCGUCGGCAACUACGUGCAUGAGCACGCCGAGCAUGCGGCCUGGCGCGCGCUGCUCAACUCCGAACUGGACAGCAUCGUCGACCAUACCGAGCACGAGCCGCAUUACCGCUGGCAGGACUCGGACACGCUCAGCCUGUUCCGUUUCGAUGAAGGCAACAUGCCCGAGAGCGUGCGCACGCUGCACCCGGGGCUGCACGAUGGGGUACCGAUCAAGGGGCGGCAGACCGCCGUGAUGGUGCGCGACACCGGCUCGAUGGGGCGGGUGGCACUGGCGCUGGACAUCUCCGACUUCCAUGACCUGGAGCAGUUCGCCACGCGCUGGGUGAUGCUGGCCGGGGUGAUCAUGAUCUUCGUCACCGUGCUGAUGGCUUCGUUCGGCAUGGAGCGGAUGGUGCGUCCGCUGAGCCUGCUGGCCCAGCAUAUCGGCGCGCUGCGGCCGGGUGUGCAGGGGCAGCGCAUCAACGUGGACCCGCGCGGCAGUUCCGAGUUGCAUACCAUCGCCGAUGCGUUGAACGACUACCUGGACCGCAACGAGCAGUUCGUCGAGCGUGAGCGGGUGUUCAUCAGUACUCUGCGUUGA
Molecule: messenger RNA, 1335 nt
Organism: Cylicocyclus nassatus
Lineage: Eukaryota; Metazoa; Nematoda; Chromadorea; Rhabditida; Strongylidae
Source: the annotation of a GenBank genome assembly